AAAGCGAAAACGCGGAAUAACAAAGUAAUGAGACAUAUGUUGCAAUUUGCAAAAUGGCGAUGCAUACGCAGUACAGAAAGCAAUACAAAGGACCAAGCUGGGAUGAUUUUGCUUUAAAUGAGUACAAUCGGAAAAAGGAUUAUCGGAUAGGCCGUAGGAGCGUUGAACACAGACACGAGCCCUUCGAAUGGGACGAUAGUUCGGACAGCGAAAUUAGCGAUGUCGAAUUUGAAGGAACGCCUACAAAUGCACAGCCACAGAAACAAACUAAAAGAUUGUCUUCUUACAAAACUGCGAGAAAUGGAGACUAUGGAGGAAGGGACUUAACUGGAGAAAAUUCAAAAGGUGAUGUGCCGUCUGUGAAAAAAGCGUGGGAGAUAUCAGAACCGAAUGAUGACGAACGUGUUUAUAGCCAGAAAGCAACACAAACAACGCAUCAAAAGCGUCGCAAAAAUAUAAAACGAAAGAAAGCGGCAAAGUGUACAAAAAAGGACAGGGAAGAAAGUUUCGUGAAAGAUGUUGGCAGAGGGGACGAGAGGGUGCCUUUCGUUUCCUAUGGCUGGGCAAAUGAUGCCCCUAUUGAGAGGAAAUAUACGCACAAUGUUAGAGCCAAUGCAAAAGAUGUUUACCCUGCAUCAUUGAGAGCCUUAAAACGACGCGAACUUGAUAUUGCGAAGAGGUUGCAAGAGAAUAAGAAGAAAGCUCAGCUUGAUGAGGAAAUCACUAGGGAAAAGUUCUUCAACCUCAGAGACAUAUCACCAAUGUUUAUGACAGAAUACCAGAGAAGUUUCUGCAAUAUUGGUGGUGAAAAAACUGGAUAUGUGUGGUGAAUGACCAGUUUAUCAGAGCUCUACAUAGUUGUGAUUGUCACAUAUAGCUGCACCACAAAAUUGUGCUACAUAACAUCUAACAGUAGUGAUAAAAAGUGGUAAAAAAGAUGGCCAAAAAUAUUAACAGUAGUGUGUAUUGAUAAUAAGAGAAAGCUUAACCAUAAAAAAUAAUCAAACCUAAUAUAUACCAAUGAUUGUGAUAAAAAACAUAGAAUCAGAAUAUUUGUACAUUUUCUAAUAAAAUGUUUUGAUGGUUAUUUUCAUGCACUAUUAUUUGAUAUUCAGCAUGUCAGUCUAAUCUGCCAAAACCUGGCUAUUUUAGGCUGAUAGCAGCUCAUAAGGGCACAUAAUGUUAAAGGACAGUUAUGGGAUAUUUCAAGUGAACAAAAAAGUGGGCAUGCAUUAUAUUUAUUGCAGCUCACCUUACAAUGGGCAACUUGGAGUUUCUUUGUAAUAUAACCAAAGUGCAUUGUCUAAAUUAUAAAACGGCAAUACCACUAAGUAAAAAAUAUUUUACAAUGUCCAAUACUUUAAAAGAAAUAACAAUAUCCAAUACUUUAAAAGGUAAAGUCCACUUAGUCCAGGUCCAUUGUGCACA
Molecule: messenger RNA, 1428 nt
Organism: Dendronephthya gigantea
Lineage: Eukaryota; Metazoa; Cnidaria; Anthozoa; Malacalcyonacea; Nephtheidae
Product: centriole, cilia and spindle-associated protein-like
Exons: 2
Coding region: 54-830 (258 amino acids)
Biological process (GO): regulation of mitotic spindle assembly
Cellular component (GO): spindle; centriole; cytoskeleton
Molecular function (GO): microtubule binding
Source: RefSeq, a predicted model, not a curated record